UACGUGUUGUUUCGUCGCGAGCUCAGUGGGCGCUCAACAAGUAGCAGGGAUGGAUCUCUGCCCGAGUCUCGCGUUGCUCUUAUCUCUCAUAUCGUUUGUGCUCAGUCAGACGCAACACAGACGCUUCGAAUACAAGUACAGCUUCAAGGGCCCUUACCUGGCGCAGAAGGACAACCUCGUGCCCUUCUGGACGUACAGUGGAAAUGCAAUUGCGAGCGAAGAAAGCGUGAGAAUCACUCCAUCUCUGCGGAGUCAGAAAGGUCAGAUCUGGACCAAGAAUCCUACAAACUUUGAAUGGUGGGAAGUCGAUGUUGUGUUCCGAGUGACUGGCAGAGGGAGAAUAGGUGCUGAUGGCUUGGCAAUCUGGUUCACAGACAAACCAGGAGUUGAGGGCCCUGUGUUUGGUAGCUCAGACAAGUGGAAUGGGUUGGGCGUGUUCUUUGAUUCCUUUGAUAAUGACAACAAGCGCAACAACCCCUAUGUUAUGGCUAUGGUCAACGAUGGGACUAAAGUCUACGAUCAUGAACACGACGGGCUGAGCCAACAGCUAGGAGGAUGUUUGCGAGACUUCCGUAACAAGCCCUUCCCAGUAAGAGCGAAAAUUGAGUACUACAAGAAUGUCCUAACGGUAAAAACCCAGCUGAUAGAGUAUGAUUAUUCAAAAAUGGAAGAAGAGGGUGUUGUAGAGGAUGAAAAUGGGACUAGGUAUGAUGAGCCAAUACAACCAGUCGAACCAUACGAAAGUUCAACCACCACUGACUCUCCUACAACAACGGGUGCCCCUUUGUAUGAGUAUGAUGAGUACACAACAACUGCCUCCCCCGACACUUCAACCACUACAAAUUUGCCUGAAGAUGACUCUCAGUCGACUACUACUAGUUGGUGGGGUAAUGAGGAAGCAUCCUCAACCGUGAGCCCAGAGAGUGAAAUAAUUGUCGAGGCAGAAUACACACAAGAUGCCCCGGAGAACAGCCACACUUUAGAGGAGCCUGUACACGAGAAUGCAGAAGGGGAGAUGGAGGCUGGCUGGGGGUGGCUGGGCACCAGUGAGGGCACACCAACAGAAGACUUGUCGGCAACCUCAACACCUAAACCCUUGUUGAUCCACAAUGGAAUGACGAAUAACGAAAAGGACUACGAGAUCUGCAUGCGAGCUGAGAACGUCUAUAUUCCUCCAAGCGGAUACUUUGGAAUUACAGCCGCCACUGGUGGAUUGGCUGACGAUCAUGAUGUCCUGAAGUUCCUGGUGACUUCCCUGAGGUCUCCCGAGGAGAUGGCAGUCAUGCAGGCCAAUGCGGAGGAGGAGGAGAGGUUCCGGCGAGAGUUCCAAGAGUACCAGGAGAAGACCAAGAAGGCGCGCGACGAGUAUGUAGCACAAAAUCCUGAUUCCGUACGCAAGGAAGCAGAAGAAGAGUACGAGACUGGAGAGCAGAGAGAGUUGCGUCAGAUCUUCCAAGGACAAGGACAGAUCCAUGAUCUUAUUCGCAAUCUCCAUGCCAAAUUGGAUGAGAUAAUUGGUCGCCAGGAACGUACACUUGGCCUUGUGUCUGCAGUCCACAGUGGCAUGGGAGGCCAGGUUGCUCCUGCAGGACAGGUACCUCCAGCACAGGUUGGAGCGCUACCAGGGGACACUAUCAGGCGUCAUGAAGUGGACUCGAUCCUGAAUAACCAGAGGGACAUUGUGGCAACAGCAAGAGAUAUCAAGAACUUCGUGAAUGAUAUUCACCAAAAGAGCAACCAGUUAUUAACUAACAGUCAGAAGCCUCAGGGCUCUGUCCAGCCAGUUGGUUAUGAUCUGCAUGUUACUCUCAAUGAGAUGAAGGAAGGUCUCAAUAUUGUAAAGCGUGAUCUCGGUACAGCCAACCAGCGAUUGACUUCUGGGCCUGCAGGCGGGUGCCCUACAGUCAGCUGUGUCUCAACUGGCAUGUUUAUCACAUUCAUGGUUAUCCAGGUGGUACUGCUGAUAGGAUAUAUUAUAUACAGAGGGAGCAGUGGGGACUCUGAGGGCUGCUUAGUGCGGUGGUUCUCAUCCCGCCACGAGCACUUCCACUAGCGAUUGCGGUGCUAAGAUAACAAAGAUGCUCAAGCAAAGAAAUUUUAUUAGGCUGCCGCACAGCUGCAAGAACUGGCAACUCCACAUUCUCAGGAGUAAAAUCUUUUUCUUUCUUUCUUUCAAAUUUUCUUGGUAGAUCACU
Molecule: messenger RNA, 2195 nt
Organism: Penaeus monodon (black tiger shrimp)
Lineage: Eukaryota; Metazoa; Arthropoda; Malacostraca; Decapoda; Penaeidae
Gene: ergic53
Product: protein ERGIC-53-like
Biological process (GO): endoplasmic reticulum to Golgi vesicle-mediated transport; endoplasmic reticulum organization; Golgi organization
Cellular component (GO): endoplasmic reticulum membrane; COPII-coated ER to Golgi transport vesicle; endoplasmic reticulum-Golgi intermediate compartment
Molecular function (GO): D-mannose binding
Source: RefSeq, a predicted model, not a curated record